Nezara viridula (southern green stink bug) is the source of this 4539-nucleotide messenger RNA. Lineage: Eukaryota; Metazoa; Arthropoda; Insecta; Hemiptera; Pentatomidae. The record is from the annotation of a GenBank genome assembly.
GUCCUUCGAGAGGGAGUCAGUCGGGGCCGGGCGGCUAGAGGCCUCUGUGUGCUGUCAGUGGAAUGUGCGCUCAACUCAAGGAUGUUAGCUGACAGGGCUUCCGAUGUCUACGUCAGGACUGCCUGGGGCCACGCCGAGCUUGCCCUAGCACAGAUCAACAAGGGAAAAGCCGAAGGAUCUCGAACAGCAAUUUGGGUCCGAAGCAGAAUACAAGCUGAAUUAUUUCACCUUGGAUGCCUUCUUCAUUGUCAUCCUGGAAAAGUAAUUUUUGUUGCCGCUCUUCUUCUAGCUUCUUUCUCUGUUGGUCUGAAAAGUGCUGUUUUUCAUACGAAAAUAGAACAACUUUGGAUUGAAGAAGGGGGAAAUGUUGAACGAGAACUACGCUACAGGCAAAUGGCUCUGGGAGAAGACUCUCUUGACACUCAUCAACUGCUUAUUCAGACAGGAAAGUCUCCGGAAUCUUCAGUUCUUCAUCCAGCUAGCCUACUCAAACACGUAGAAAUUGUAAAAGUUGCAGUACAGCAUAGUAUUCAACUUUUUGAUGUAACUUGGAGACUAAAAGAUAUGUGUUAUACACCAAGUAUUCCUAAUUUUGACCUCCACUACAUCGAUCAGAUAUUUGAAAAUAUAAUACCGUGUGCCAUAAUAACCCCAUUAGACUGCUUUUGGGAAGGAUCCAAACUAUUAGGACCCGAUUAUCCAGUUACUAUCCCAUUCAGUGGAGAACUAGGAUCUAAAGUGCGUUGGACAAACUUGAAUCCACAAAAGAUUUUGGAAACUAUGAAGAAUUUAGAUACUGGAUUCCCUUAUGAAACUCUUGAACAACAUAUGAAAAGGGCUGGAAUUACUACUGGAUACCAAGAAAAACCUUGUUUAAACCCAAGAGAUGAAGAGUGUCCAGAUACAGCACCUAACAAGCGAAGUGCACAGGAGCCUAAUGUUGGUACAGAGUUAACUGGUGGAUGCUAUGGAUUUGCAGCCAAUUACAUGCAUUGGCCUGAAGAACUAAUUGUUGGUGGAGUAAAGAAAAAUAAAACUGGCCACAUACAAAGAGCUCAUGCCCUCCAAACUGUAGUACAAUUAAUGAGUGAAAAAGAGCUUUAUGAAUUCUGGUCAGAGAGCUAUAAAGUUCACUCUAUGGAUUGGAGCCAAGAAGCUGCAGCAGUGGUAUUAGAUACAUGGCAAAAAACAUUUUCACAGGAAGUUCAACGCUUAAUGAUGAAAGACAAUGAUACAUCUCCAUACAAAGUUUUUUCUUUCUCUACUGCUACUCUUAACGACAUACUGCAACAGUGUUCUCAACUGAGGCUAUUUAAAAUCUCUAUUGGAUACAUAAUAAUGGCAGUCUAUGCAGCAGUAUCUCUUAUUCGUUGGAAUGAUCCUCUGAGAUCUCAUUGCAGUCUUGGUAUUGCAGGAGUUAUUCUCGUAUCAGCUACAGUUUCUGCAGGACUGGGUUUUUGUGCUGUGUUAGGAAUAGCAUUUAAUGCAUCAACUACUCAGAUUGUUCCGUUUUUGGCUUUGGGUCUUGGUGUUGAUGACGUAUUUUUGUUGACUAACACAUAUCUACAACAAGCCACAAAUAAUACACCAGCUGAGGAACAAACUGGUUUAUUGUUGAAGAAAACAGGCUUAAGUGUUCUUCUGACAUCUCUUAGCAAUAUGUGUGCAAUGUUUGCUGCUGCCAUCAUACCUAUACCAGCAUUGAGGGUAUUUUCAUUGCAGUCAGCUGUGCUUGUAUUAUUCAAUCUUGCUUCUGUUCUUUUAGUUUUCCCAGCUAUUAUUAGCUUGGAUCUUAGGAGGAAAAAUAAUGGAAAAUAUGAUAUUUUCUGUUGUUUGCCUGCACCUGGUAUUAUAUCACAUGCACCAGUUCCCAGAAGAUCAGCGGCCAAACUACAGACAAUUGCACGUGCUCUUCCUCCUGAUAGACAGCAAACUGUGACAGUUCUAGCCCCACCAAAGAAGCAGAAUAUGGAUAUAAACCACCCAAAAAGAAUUUUAAAUGGAGAUAACCCUGAUAGAAACACUAAAAAUAAUGAUGUUAAUACCAGCCAAAGUUUACUGAAUUUAAUAGCAAAAGCUUAUGCUAAAAUUAUUAGUAAACAUGGUGUUAAAGUGUUUUCUGUGAUGGUGUAUUUGAUGGUGUUGUGUGCUAGCGUCUGGGGUACAAUGAAAGUGAAUGAUGGACUUGAUCUGACUGAUAUUGUGCCUCAAAACACAAAUGAAUAUGAUUUUUUAAAUGCACAAGGAAAAUAUUUUGGUUUUUAUAACAUGUAUGCAGUUACACAGGGAGAUUUUGAAUAUCCAACCAACCAAAGAUUACUCUAUGAAUACCAUGAUGCAUUUAUGAGAGUUCAAAAUAUAAUCAAGAAUGAUGAUGGUGGUCUCCCAAAGUUUUGGUUGGGUCUUUUCCGAGAUUGGUUAAUAGGACUACAAAAAGCUUUUGAUCGUGACUGGAAGCGUGGAAGUAUAAACCAAGAAAGAUGGUUUCCUAAUGCUUCUGAUGAAGGCAUAUUGGCAUAUAAACUAUUAGUUCAAACUGGCCAUGUUGACAACCCCAUAGAUAAAUCACUUGUUACACAAGUCAAAUUAGUAGAUUCUGAAGGGAUCAUCAACCCGAAAGCAUUUUAUAACUAUUUAUCUGCAUGGGUGUCAAAUGAUGCUUUUGCUUAUGGUGCUUCUCAAUCAAACUUACAUCCAACCCCUAAAGAGUGGUUUCAUGUCGCCAAUGAUUUUGAUUUGAAAAUUCCUAAAAGUGCACCACUUGUAUAUGCUCAGCAACCAUUUUAUUUACAUGGCCUGAGUGACACAGGGACCAUUACAAAAAUGAUCACACAAGUCAGAGAAAUAUGCAACAGAUUUGAGGCAAGAGGUCUUCCGAAUUUUCCAUCUGGGAUCCCAUUUCUGUUUUGGGAGCAGUAUAUAAGCCUGAGAAAGUCUCUAACUAUAGCAGUGGCUUUAGCAUUGUUAGCUGUGUUUAUUGUCAUAAGUUUAUCUCUCUUGAAUGUAUGGACAGCAGUGCUUAUCACAUUUAUGAUUGCUGGGAUGAUUUUACAACUUUUUGGCAUUAUUGGUGCUCUAGACAUAAAAUUGAGUGCUAUUCCUGCAGUUAUUCUGAUAAUUGCUGUUGGAUUUGGAGUUAGUUAUACCAUCAACAUGUCAUUGAGCUUCAUAACAUCUAUUGGUAACAAAGAUAGAAGAACAACAAUGGCUAUAGAGCAUAUGUUUUCAUAUGUAACUAGGGGUGCAAUUACUAUGACCCUUGCUUUAAUGAUGCUUGCUUUCUCAGAAUUUGAUUUCAUUGUUAAGUGUUUCUUUCACAUACUGCUGGCUUUUGUCGCAGUUGGACUCGUCAAUGGUCUUCUUUUUUUACCAGUAAUUUUAUCACUAAUUGGACCUGAGGCAGAGGUGAGACCUCUUAUGCAUGUUAAUCGAAUAUCAACACCAUCUCCAGAACCAGUGAAAAAAAUUAGACAGCAAUCAUGUAGAACAGGAACUACUCCUCCUAGAAGAGGAACAACAAAUGGACAAUGUCAUAGAGAACCAUCUCUUACCACAAUUACAGAGGAACCAUCUUGGCACUCGACAACACAUGAGAUUGUGGUUGAGCCUGAGUUUGUUGUUGAAACAACUACCUGCAACCAUACUCAUCCAAGAGCAAAUGGUAGUGAAAAUUCAUCUUGCAGUCAAAACUCAGAACCUCAUCCUUCAGCACAGCCACACAUCACAACCAAAGUUACUGCAACUGCUAAACUUAAAGUUGAAGUUCACACACCUAUAGGUUCCAUGGAUUCCUACACUAAAACUUGUAGAAGCAAAACUUCAAACCGAGAUUCAAGUUCCAGUUCAGAUUCUGAUUUGGGGAAUCGUUCUACUUGAAAGUAUUGUAAAUGAAAUUCAUCAUUGUACCUGGUUAAUUUAGGUUUAUUGUGUAUAUAUAUAAAUAUAUAUAAAAUUAUUUAUGUUUAGCAAGUAGUAGUUUUCUAUGUUGUCAGGCGAUUAUUUUUAGAAUGUGAAUUUACCAGAGAAAACAGCCUUAAUUUAAAUACUUCUUUUUCUUUGUAAAAGUUAGGUUCUACAGUUUACUGUAGUCAAUAUUUGUAUAUUUUAAAUGUAAGCAGUUCCUUUUAAAUAAUUUAGUUUGCAAUAAUGUAUGAUAUGUUAUUUAUUCAAUUUAUAGUUCAUAAUGGCUGUGUUUUGGUUGGAUAACAGUUUAUUACCAAAGCUAGAAAGCAUUCCACCACUUCAGCCUCAGAUAUCCAAAAGAAGAAUGUAAUUUAUUGAUGAGGAAUGACAGGCAUUGAUUAGAUCUGAAGGCAGGCUAAACAGUUCAUUGUUAAGUUACCUCCACUUUAAAUAAUAUAUUUUAGUGUAGUUUCCUCACAAAUGAAAAAGGAUGGGUAAAAAGUGUAGAUAUUGUUAUUUUAACAAACAAACAAUAUUUUAACGUUUUUUUCAAUAUUAAAACUAUUUUAGUGUUAGUGAGCAUUGUUAAACAAAUAUAUAUGUAUAUAUAUAUAUAUAUAUAUAUAUAUAUAUAUA